AUGCGGUCCGCGCAGAACAGCGUCGUGUCCGAGUACAAGGUCGCGGCGACGCCCAAGUGGGACGAGAACGCCGACGAUGCUGUCGCCAACGAAGCCAAGCACGCAGCCGAGUUCGAGGUCAUUACGUCGGGCCUCGAGCACCCGCAGGUGACGAUCAAGUCGCUCGUCGUCGGCACGAUUAUGGGCACGUUUACGAGCGUCCUCGCCAUGUACUACAGCCUCAAGCUCGGCGUUACACCGUCGCUCAACGUGCUUUCGGGCAUCGGUGGCUUCAUGCUCUGCCGCGCCUUGAUGAAGACGCAGUUCUUUGGCAAGCACUUUACCGUCCAAGAAAACGUCGUGAUCCAGACGUGCGCGGUCGCGUGCAUGAGUUUGGCCAGCCAGGCCGGGUUUGGCUCUGGCAUCCUCGGCCUCACGGAGAACGUCUUCCUCAUCAUGGGCAACACGACGUACGCGGGCAACCUCGCGUCGGAUGUCAUCGACUUUACGUGGCUCCGCUCGUUUGGGUGGUGCGCGAGCAUCGCUCUCUUCGGCUUCUUCAUCUCGUUCCCGCUCCGCCGCAAGUUUAUCAUCGAGAUGCGCCUCCUCUUCCCGAGCGGUACGGCCACCGCGGUCAUGAUCAAGACGCUCCACACGUCCAAGGAGGCCGUCGAGUACCAAUGGAACGUGCUCCUCAAGUCGGGCGUGUUUGCGUACGUCUGGAGCAUCUUUGUGUUUUGCUUCAACGGCCUCGGCGAGUUCCCGAUCUUUGGCGAGAAGGCCGCGGGCUUUACUCGUGGAAACGACAACGACGUGCUCUCCAAGGCCCAGCGCCAGGCGUACCUCGACAAGAUCUUCGAGUCGGCGCACAUCCCGACGUGGUCGUGGGUCGGUGGCCUCGUCGUCUUUGCUACCGUUUCCGUCGUCGUCAUCUCGCUCAUGUUUGAGACCGUCAAGUGGUACAAGGUGCUCGUGUGCUGCCUCCUCAUCCCGAUCUUCGCCAUCGGCAUCGUCCAGGGCACGGGUAUGACCGACUGGAACGUCUCGAGCGCCGUCGGCAAGCUCAUUCUCUUUGUCAUUGGCUCGUGGACCGACGGCAACGACAAGUCGAUCAUUGCGUCGCUCAUUUUGUGCCAGAUGGUCAUCGUGGGUUGCUCGCAGGCCGCCGACCUCAUGCAGGACUUCAAGACCGGCUACCUCGUCGGCGCGUCGGCCAAGUCGAUGAUCAUCGCCCAGAUCUUUGGCGCGUGCAUGUCGUGCCUCGUCGUCCCGACCGUCUGGGUGCUCAUGAACGAUGCGUACACGCUGCCCGGCCCGCUCCUCAAGGCGCCGUUCGGCGAGGUAUACCGCGUCAUGGCCAUUACGGCCACCGUCGGUCUCUCGGGCCUGCCCACGUACUGCGGCUACUUCAUGCUCGUCGGCGUCGUCUACACGAUCGUGUUCAAUUUGUACAUUGACAACUUUUCCGAGUCCAAGAACAAGGUGCUCAACGUCAUCGCCAACCACUGCCCGCUCCCGAUGGCCGUCUCGAUCGGUAUGAUUGUGCCCGCCAGCUUCGGCCUCGAAGGCAUGAUCAUGGCCGGUAUCAUCGCGUACUGGAAGUCCAAGGACGAAGACUCGUUCGAGAAGACGCAGUACAUCCUCGCCGCGGGCCUCAUGACCGGUGAGGGCUUCUCGGUCCUCACGCAGAUCAUCGUCACGCUCUGCGGCGGCAGCGCGCCCGUCCAGGUGUCGUAUGCCAUGACGCCGUAA
Messenger RNA from Saprolegnia parasitica CBS 223.65, 1731 nucleotides. RefSeq lists its product as hypothetical. Gene Ontology annotation, molecular function: oligopeptide transmembrane transporter activity. The record is from RefSeq and is a predicted model, not a curated record. NCBI's taxonomy places the organism in Eukaryota, Oomycota, Saprolegniomycetes, Saprolegniales, Saprolegniaceae. The transcript has 3 exons. Gene Ontology annotation, cellular component: membrane. The coding region runs from base 1 to 1731 and encodes 576 amino acids.